Messenger RNA from Nanorana parkeri, 3342 nucleotides. RefSeq names its product IQ motif containing H (gene IQCH). The transcript has 21 exons. NCBI's taxonomy places the organism in Eukaryota, Metazoa, Chordata, Amphibia, Anura, Dicroglossidae. The record is from RefSeq and is a predicted model, not a curated record. Bases 1 to 3342 code for a protein of 1113 amino acids. Gene Ontology annotation, molecular function: protein binding.
AUGGACGAUUCCUGCUUCAGUGGUACGGUCCAGACAGCGUCUCGUUGCCAUGGCAGCAGCAAUCGCCGCAUCUUAUUGCUCGCCGCCUUUGGUAUGGCCGGAUCUAGCGGAGCAGGCGACCCUGUGGGGCAUCUCCUGGUUCAGGUACAGAAUGACCUUGAACAUUUAAAGAAGAAACUAGGGAACUCCAAACAGCAGAAUGGGGCCAUGGUGGAUAUCCAAGCCCUGGAGACAGCAAUACAGAGGACCGAGCUUGGAAUAAAGAAGCAUACCCAGGAUUACUUGGCUUACAUCAGCUGCAGCCCAAUGACAAUACUUCAUGACCAGAGCAAGGACAAGUAUACUCCACGUGUAUUGAAAUGGGGCCCUCAACUGGAAGCUGCAAAGCAAAACCAAAAACUACCUCUAACAGAUAUUUCGGGAACAAGAAGACAACCUCUAAGCACAAUUGGACACACAUCACCAGGGCAACAGCACAAGCUAGCCUUCAGUACGCGCAUCAUCUGUAAUACUGAGAAGCCAACCCAUCGUGACCUCCUCAACCAGAACUAUGGGAUCAACUUGCCUCUGAUCAGCUGCAAACCAAAAGCAUCUGUACCUAUGGAGAAGAUUGUCAAAGGGCCUACCUUCACUCCUCUUUCAGUGUUACCAGCCUCACACCGUAUGGAUGCCUCACUGACUCCACCACCAGUGCAUGAAAAGGAUGUACAAAAAGGAAUUCUCAGUCUACUGCAGAGAGGACUCAUUCCCCCGGCUGCUCGUCUCACCCUGGUUCCUUCUGCCAUUCAGCCCCAGACUCUGUCCCUGCAUAGUGCUCAGACUCGCUGGACAUCCUCUCAUUCACAAGGAAGAGAUCAUGUCAAGCUGACAGAGAAGGAUCCACACCAGACAAGCCAAGAUCAGGAUCAGACAGAGUCUCUGCUAUCAAGUGAUGGAAUGGAAACACCAUUUCCUUCUGUGCGUCAUAAUGUUUCUAACAAAACUACAAGGACAUCAGCCAAUGUGACAAACCAAGAAAGAGAAGCCAGUGAAUCUCCCGCAUCACAGGAUCCUUGGGAAUUGACUGCCAUCAGUGUUCCCAUUGGUCAGUCGUUUACCAUUUACAAUGGUGUGAUUGAUCCCAAUGCAACAGACUUUUUGGCCUUUAAGCAGCAUUACUGUCUUAGCUGGGGUAGUUUUAUGACUUUUCUGGAGAGCUUAGUAAGGUUACUCCAGGAUUAUGCUGUUCCUAAUGCUGUGGUAAAUGGAGAGAGGAUGAAGAUAGCUUCGCUGGAUGUGGAGCUGGGUAGGACUCCAUCAAUAUCUCACCUGCUGUCUGUGUUAGAAAACAGAUCUUGGGUUCACAAGUUCUUGAACCAGCCCGGACAGCGUUACAAGGGAAGAGAAGGAAGGUCAGCAGCUGCUCUGAAGAUCCAAAGCACAUGGCGAGGAUAUAAAGACAGAGUGGCAUACCUUGCCUACCAUCAACAAAGAUGGGCUACUGGUGUCAUUGCCAUUGCCUGGCUGCUAUGUGUACAAAAAUCCAGAGUACAUAAGAUGUUGCUGGAAGCCAGAGACCAUCAUUUACAGAACUUCAGAUCUAGAGCAAAGCAUCUGGCAUCCAACUGGAAUCACAUCAGGACGUGCAGGAGGAGCAUUAUCCAUAUCCCAUCAUUAGGUUACACAGAAGAGCAGAGAGCUCAGGCCACCGACCUCCACAUUGAGCAGAACCUCCAGAUGGGACGUCUGUGUGACAUAGCAGACCCCAAUGUGGACGUCAUCUACAUAUGCCCUGUGAAGUUGGAUGAGGAGAUGGCACAAUACUACCGUAAACUUCUGGGUCUGAGGGCAGCAGUGCUGUCUGAGAAUCCACAAGAUGCGACUGAGCUGCAGGAGAGAUUUACCAUCAUCACCCCUGAGGCUGUGGACAGAUUUCCUAAUCACCACAUGUGCCUUUCCAGCCUACUCAAGUACAGCCCAAAGGCCUUACAGCGUAUACGGAACUUGAUCCGAGGUCGGGAGGCCUACAUUGUUGGAAGAGUCCCACAUGUUGAUGACUUGGCUGUGGCUGACAUGCUGGGUGUCCCUAUCCUAGGCACCGAACCUGAGGUGGCACAUCUUUAUAGCACCAAAUCUGGAAGCAAGCGCAUCUUCGCAAGUGCUUACAUCCCGAUUCCUCCGGGACAAUAUGACAUUUAUACUGAAGAACAGUUCCGAAGUGCUCUGGGCCAACUUAUAACAGAUAACCUUCUGGUGACUCGCUGGUUGUUUAAAGUGGACAAUGAAUUUGGCAGUAACGGGACUGCAUUUUGUGAUAUUGGGGUCCACCUGCCAUGCUACAGCUGGGCCCUGAGAGAGAGCAAGAAGUACGGCCCCGACACCUGGAAACAGAAAUGGGCGCAGGAAAAGGUCUUACAGCAGAUCACAGAGGAACUUCCGCAGGUUCUGGAACACUAUGCACAGCCAGUCAACAGAAGACGCUACCCUACCUGGGGCAGAUUUCUACAAGCUCUAGUCAGCCAUGGUGGAGUAAUUGAAGCCUAUCCUCCGGCUGAGAGUAUUACCUGCCUCACUGUAGACCUGCUGAUUAACCCAGGGGGAGAAAUCCAGAUGGUGUCCUGUGGAGAUCAGAUUCAUGGUGGCAGUCCCCUGGAAUGUAUAGGCAGUUCUGUUCCUCAAUGCUCGGUACCCCCCAGUGUGCUGGCAUCAAUCUGCAACCACAUCGGAGAAGCCUGCAAAAUCCGCGGUGUGCUCGGAUACCUGUCUGUGGAACUCAUAACAUUCAUAGACCCUCAAAGUCUCAAGCAGCAGAUUUGGGCCACUGACUUAGACCUGUGCUACAGUGACCAGCUGGCCAUGACUCAACUCAUGCUGUACCUGACCAAUGGGACGCUGGAUUGUACCAACAGCCAACUAAAUGUACCAUCUGCUUAUAAGAAAAUGGACCGCCCCAGACAUCGCGAUCAAACAGUAGAGACACCCCGUGUUUGCAGCCGAGUCGCUGUUCUCAGCACACGCCUGUUUCACACAAACCUAUCGCUUGUGUAUUACAAUGUGUUCUUUCAGAUGUGCAAAGCCCAUGGCAUUGGAUAUGAUGUAAAGGAGAAGCAAGGUACGGUGUUUGUGCUGUUAGAAAACCUGAAAAGGCACCGAAUAGAAAUGCUGAGCAUCGCCGAGGACCUCCAGGGAGCUCUGAUGACCUUUGCUCGCAAUCUGUUCAUCAUCCAUCAAGAAAUAUCAGCGCCUAAAAUGCAGGGAGAAACUAAUUUCAAGGAUUGUGUGCAAGAAAUCGAGACGAUUCUGGGUGUUACAGAAGAGAACAAGCUGGUGUUUGAACAAAAAAAUGAAGACAUCCCUCCAUAA